GGGCAUUCGACUUGUACAGUCCAGAAUUAAAUUCAUUCACAGCAGCAACAACUUCAACCCUGUGUGUGUUGAGAAAUGAAGGAGAAAUCUCCUCCUUGUCCCUUUUUUCUCGCAUCCUCUCUUCGCUCCAUACUUUGUUGAGGUUGUUGCUAUGGAACUCAAUCCCACGCUUCUUCAAUUCCUUCUCCUCCUCUUUGCUGUUGCUGCUUUCACUUCCACUGCGACACUUAACGAGACUUGUGGUCACUUUGAUGGUUCAUUCAAUAGAGACACUAAAGCACCAUGCCCAAAUGGUUGGGUUAUGGACCCUAAUAAGACCAAGUGUUUUCUCCAUGUUGGGAGGCCUCAAUCUUGGAAUGACUCAGAGACAUGUUGUAACAAAUAUGGCGGACAUUUAGCAUCAUUGGCUUCGCUUCAGGAGCUACAUUUUGCUCAAAGUCUAUGUGGUGAAUCCAUAAAUAGUUGCUGGAUUGGUGGAAGAAGACUCAACAACACUAUAUCAGGUUUUCAGUGGACGUGGUCUGAUAAUUCUCAAUGGAAUAAGUCCAUGUUUCCUUUGGCUAAUGUUCCACUUAAUUGUACUGGAACUGGACAAUCCUGUGUUAGGAACAUUACAGAGAAUGUAUGUUCCGUAAUGACUAAUAAUUCAAAAUCUCUCAUCAGUGAGAGAUGUGAUAAUCCUCACGCUUCUCUAUGUAUACUUGACAUAGAUGCGAAAUGUAACCAUAUGCACUGCCACAGGGACUAUCUAAUCAUCCUUGCUGUGGUGAGUGGAUUGAUACUCUCAACAACAUUUGCAGUGGUUGUCUGGCUUCUUGUAUAUAAGAGGGGCAAGAAGAGAAGACGAUCUAGAAAACUAACUGAUCCUGCCGCUUCACUUCCAUCAUGGAAAGUCUUUACCAAAGAGGAACUAAGGUCAAUUACGAAAAACUUUAGUGAAGGAAACCGUCUUGUUGGGGAUGCCAAGACUGGCGGUACUUAUAGUGGGGUCCAACCAGAUGGCUCAAAGGUUGCUGUUAAGAGAUUAAAGAGGUCAAGCUUUAAGAGGAAAAAGGAGUUCUAUUCUGAAAUUGGCAGGGUUGCAAGGCUUCGACAUCCAAAUCUGGUGGUUGUGAUGGGCUGCUGUUAUGAUCAUGGUGACCGCUACAUUGUUUAUGAGUUUGUAGCUAAUGGUCCCUUAGAUAAAUGGCUACAUCACAUACCAAGGGGUGGUCGCAGCUUAGAUUGGGCUAUGAGGAUGAAAAUUGCAACAACGCUUGCUCAAGGAAUUGCGUUUCUGCAUGACAAGGUUAAGCCGCAAGUUGUUCACCGAGAUAUACGAGCUAGUAAUGUGCUGCUUGACGAGGAAUUUGGAGCACACCUUAUGGGUGUUGGCUUGUCCAAGUUUGUGCCAUAUGAAGCAAUGCAUGAGAGGACUGUGAUGGCUGGUGGAACUUAUGGAUACCUUGCUCCGGAGUUCGUGUACAGAAACGAGCUUACAACAAAGAGUGAUGUUUAUAGUUUUGGUGUCUUACUACUUGAAAUAGUUAGUGGACGUAGACCGGCACAAGCAGUUGAUUCUGUGGGUUGGCAGAGUAUAUUUGAAUGGGCUACACCUCUUGUUCAAGCUCAUCGAUACCCUGAACUGUUGGAUCCUUAUAUAUCUUCCUCGUCGACUAGUAUCAUCCCAGAGACUAGUUCUAUCCAGAAGGUGGUUGACCUCGUUUAUUCAUGCACGCAGCAUGUCCCUUCUAUGCGCCCUAGAAUGUCGCACGUUGUUCAUCAGUUGCAACAGUUUGCCCAGCCACCUGUAAAAUAAAGCUAAUUUAGUUGCCAUGACUGAGAUUUUAAAUUGUGGUUGCAUUUGUCUGUUACCUCACAAUCCUUAAGAUUAAAAAACUGCAGAAAAAUUUAGCUGAUACAACUGCAAUUAUGGUCGUAAAGAUACCAAAAUUCUUGACUUUGCAGCCGCUGACCGUAAGUUAAAACCUUGUCUGGAUUUCAAGUUUUUGUAUUUAUAAUUACAUAGUUGAGAAAGUUUAUUGUGUAAUGUAAUAGUUAAAUAUGUACUCUAACCUGCCCUUCUUUAGGGUUGAAAUUAGAUUUGCUUAAUUAUUAGGUAGCAAUAGCUAGGCUGCCAGGAAAAUUGUGUAAAACAUACAUGUAUUAUUGUGCAAGGUAGAAUUUCUACUAGAAUUUGUGUGUGAA
Molecule: messenger RNA, 2187 nt
Organism: Trifolium pratense (red clover)
Lineage: Eukaryota; Viridiplantae; Streptophyta; Magnoliopsida; Fabales; Fabaceae
Product: C-type lectin receptor-like tyrosine-protein kinase At1g52310
Exons: 5
Coding region: 152-1798 (548 amino acids)
Biological process (GO): protein phosphorylation
Molecular function (GO): ATP binding; protein tyrosine kinase activity
Source: RefSeq, a predicted model, not a curated record